Messenger RNA from Vicia villosa (hairy vetch), 4070 nucleotides. Its product is annotated as golgin candidate 3-like. Gene Ontology annotation, molecular function: small GTPase binding. Lineage: Eukaryota; Viridiplantae; Streptophyta; Magnoliopsida; Fabales; Fabaceae. Gene Ontology annotation, biological process: endoplasmic reticulum to Golgi vesicle-mediated transport; Golgi organization. The record is from RefSeq and is a predicted model, not a curated record. The coding region runs from base 189 to 2450 and encodes 753 amino acids. Gene Ontology annotation, cellular component: Golgi apparatus. The transcript has 14 exons.
ACACAAAACACUCUGUUCUCGAACCUGAGAUCUACCGGGAACUGCACUGCAGUAUCCCAUUUCAUUCCCUCCAAUUUUCUCCACAAAGAUAACAAUAAUAACAGAAUAAAACUCAAUAGAGAAAAUAACUUAUCAGCUGCGUCUACACAACCCUGUUAGUUGCUACCAUUUCCCGACGGUUUUGAAUCAUGUGGGGCACCAUUGCAAAUUUGAAAGAGAACUUGAACAAGAUCGCACUUGGAGUUCACUGCGAAGAAGAAGACGACGAAAUGCUCCGCAUCUACGGCGGUGAAAUCACUUCCAACGGCGAGGAAUCUCGCGUCUCAGAUCGCCGGAAUUCUAACGGAUUUGUCCGUUCCAAAUCGGGAAUUAGGUCGCCACUCACACAUGGCAUCGAUCAUGUAUCUGUUUCUGAGAUAGAACAAUACAAAGCAGAAAUCAAGAGACUUCAAUCCUCUGAAGCAGAAAUUAAAGCACUGUCAGUUAAUUAUGCAGCUUUAUUAAAAGACAAAGAGGGUCAGAUUGUUAGAUUAAAUAAAGAAAAUGGUUCACUAAAGCAGAAUCUGGAGGCUGCGAAUGCUGCUCCGUAUGCCUCCAGAAAUGAAGUUUCUAGAGCAUCUACAAGUGGCACUUCUUCAAUCAAGGAGCUUGCAAAUACAGUUGAUGGAAAAAUUAGGCUAUCAAAAGCGGUGCAAUAUUCCUUAGAGAUAAAAAAGCUAAAGUUAGAACUAAAGCAAGAAUGUGAUCAGUUGGCAAAUGUUCAACUAAAUUUUCGUGAGGAGCAGGAAUUGAACAACUCUUUCCGGGAGGAGCUUAAAAUGUUAAAGUUGGAAAGAGAAAAAACAUUAAAGGAGAUAAGCAAAGUACAAAAUGAAUUGAAUGAGAAAGCAUCGGAAAUAAAGCACCUGCAAUUUGAGUUGACUAGAAGACAAAAUGAGGAAGCAGGGGAGGAUUUCAAUAGCUUGAAAAGACUAAUAAGAAACUUGGAGAAGGAAAACACCACUCUCAAUAGGGAGAAGAAUGAAGCUGAGGUCGCUCUCGAAAAAAGUAGGAAGUCUUUCACUGAAAAAAUGUUGUCUGAUGCUUUGCAUAUUCAGAAAAAGGAUUCAAGCAGCAUCAGUGAUAUGCCAUAUCAUUCUGAGAGUUUUCCAGGAAAGGAAGAAAUGGAAAGAUCCUUACAAAAGCUAAGUGAAGACUUGAAGGAAACACAGCGGGACAGGGACAAAUCAUUAAAAGAAUUGAGCCGCCUUAAGCAGCAUUUGCUGCAAAAGGCCUCUGAAGAAGUUGAGAAAUUGGAUGAGGAGAGUAAAAUCAUUGAAGAGCUUCAUGAUAGCAAUAAUUAUUUAAGGGCUCAGAUAUCACAUCUUGAGAGAACUCUGAAGCAAGCCAUUGCAAGUCAGGAGGAACUGAAGAUGGUGAACAAUAAUGAAAUUCUUAAGUCUAGGGAAAUCAUUGAUGACCUCAACAAAAAGCUUACAAACUGUCUGAGCAUAAUAGAUUCUAAAAAUGUUGAACUUUCAAAUUUACAGACAGCUCUUGGACAGUACUAUGCUGAAAUUGAAGCCAAGGAACAUUUAGAAGGGGAGUUAGCCUGGGCAAGAAAAGAAAUGACUGAGCUUUCUCAGCUGUUAAAAGAUGCAGAUCAGAGAGCAGAUAUAUCAAUGGCUGAAAAAGAAGAAACUUUGGUCAAGCUUUCCCAAUCUGAGAAAGCACAGACUGAAUGGAAAAGUAGAAUAAGCAAGCUUGAGGAUGACAAUGCCAGAUUGAGGCGAGCUGUUGAGCAGAGUAUGACACGGUUAAAUAGAAUGUCGGUGGAUUCAGAUUAUCUUGUUGACAGGCGCAUUGUUAUUAAAUUACUUGUAACUUAUUUCCAGAGAAAUCACAGCAAAGAGGUUUUAGAUCUUAUGGUUCGCAUGCUAGGAUUCUCUGUCGAGGAUAAGCAAAGGAUAGGUGUUGCUCAACAAGCUGCAAGCCAAGGUGUUGUUCGAGGAGUUUUUCGGAUACCUGGCCGCCUGGUUGGAGGCAUCUUGGGUGGAAGUUCGACUGAAGCAAUGGCAACUGCAGGAUCUGAUAACCAGUCCUUUGCGGAUAUGUGGGUUGAUUUUCUUCUCAAGGAAACCGAAGAAAGAGAGAAGAGAGAAACAUCAGGAAAUACAGGUACAACCACUGAAAAUUCACAUGAUAAAAGUUCAAACACUAUUUCCGCUAUUCCCCCUCUUCCGAACCAGAGGUUUGCAUCUGUUCCCCCACUUUCCAAUCCGAGGUUUGCAUCUGCUUUACCAAUAAUUUCAAAUAAUCAAAACACCAGUCUUCUCCCUCCUAGCUAUUUUCAGCGUCCUGAAAAUUUUGGUUCCGAGUUCUCAACAGUUCCUCUUACACCAUCUAUUGCCAAAAGUACUGGUUCAAACCAGCUUCCAAUACUGAAUAUAGACAUUGGAUCCUGCACUUAAUCCAAGGUAUAUAUAUGUUUUCUUUUAUUAAAAUUUUGUUUCCAUUGCUUUCUAGGUCUCAUCAUUCUCGUGUGCAUUUAUGUAUAUAGUUUUGUAAAAGAACUAUACUGUUGUAGAUGUUCUAAUAAUAUCAUUCUAUCUCUUCAAUUCAUUCAUGUUAUACUAAAACCAGUUUAUGACUAUAAUAGAUUCUCCACUUCGGAAUGCAUAUUUAUUUUGACAAAAUGUUUCAUGUGCAUAUACAAUAUUAAUCAAACCUUAUGGUACUGAAUUGAGCAAAUGUUAUCAUAAUCAUCAUCCAAUUUAGUAUUACUUGGACGUGGAUAGAAAACAUCCCAUAAAGUUGUGUGGAAUCUGGCUGAGGCUGAGGUGGUUAUUAUACACCAAAUAAAAAAAGUAGAAUGAUUCGGUUGGUUUACUCAUAAACGUGAGUUGAGUCGACUUGGCUUACUUUUUGGUGAGAUACAGAAAAUCUACAAUAUAGAACUUAACCAUGCCCCAUAGAUUAGGCCAUUCACGAAGUCACAAAGCUUCCAUAAUCAUUCUACUACACUUGCUUACAAUAUCUAAGAUCAACCUAACUCUUUCCUUAUCGUUUUCAUACCUAGGUUUAUCUAAUAAAUCCUAGUAAUUCUUAUUUAAUCUUGAUGAUCCUUAAGUUAUACUCAAUCUAAAAUCAUCUUAUUGUUUUCUUUGUUAAUCCAUGUCUAGAUUUUAUCUAUAAUCCUUACAACAUUUAGAGUUUUUACAUCCAUACACGAUGUUAACCAACCAUUACCUAGUCUCAUUCUUAAGCAUAUGGUUCUUACUUGAUUUAUAACAAUUCUUGAUCUCACAUUACCUUUGUUUCUAAGUCAUUUCUCAUUGAUAAUUAAGCAUAAGAUCAUUACAUUAGCCUCAGGAUCAUUACUUAUUUUAAACUAGAGUUUUUUUUUUUGGGGGGCAUAAAAUUAGGUUUUUAGGAAUUUUAGAGGUCAUGAUUCAACUAAGGAAUUGCCUUAAUUCGAAUAAAAAAUUUAGGGGGUAUAAUUCUAACUGUAUGAAUCGAUUGAUGCACCUCUCUGAUUUGAUUCUAGAGUGAAAAAUGAUCAUGAUUCGGUUCAUAUCUUUCCUGAAUCGAUUCAAAAGUGCAAAAACUCAUAAAUUCCUAUUUUUACACUUCCAAGCCAUGAUCAUACUAAUACUCUCUAACCGUCAUGGAUUAAAACAUACAUAUUCCUAGCUCAUAAUGCAUCUAAUCUACAGAAUUUCUCAACACAUACAAGAUCAACUAUCUUAGGACUUGUCAGUUGUCAUACCUUGCUUCUGAAUUCUGAUACUAAGGUAAGAACGAUGAAAAUGAACUCUAAUGAUCCUACCAUCACAAUUGCAAGAUGAUGAAAUUCUUCCUAGAUGAAAAUGAACUCUAAUGAUCCUACCAUCACAAUUGCAAGAUGUUGAAAUUUUUCCUAGUGCAUGCAACGUGCAUAAUUUCUUCCUCUCCUUUCAAACUUGAGCAGUCCAUUUUUGUCAAGAACCUUAUACUUGAAAAUUUUCUAUUCGAGUAAAUUACACUUCUCUCUCCCAAAAGAUACUCAUAUUACGAUACUCUCCCGAUUAGUGUUAAAAUACACUCUCCCC